GUGAAAGUCAAAGGAUUGAAAGAAUAACGAGUAAUACCAAAACUUGUUGACGACUCAAUUCUUUAUAAAAAUAAAAGAAUGAAGUAUUGGCUCACACUUUUUGUUUCCCUCUGGGCGUGUACCUUAGCAGCUGGUCUUUCCAUUGGAUCAUGGGAGAACUCUCAAUACACGCGUUCAGUAGAUCUUGCAAAGUCAUACGUUAAAGAGACAUGUAUUGUCCAAGCUAAGAAUAUUGGAGAUGAACCACAGAAUGUAUACUAUUUCACAUUGAAUGAUGGAUUGAAAGAAAUUAGUCAAGUAUCAGCAUUUGUUGCCACUUUACUUGAUCAACCAGUUGUUGUUGAUUCUGAAAUUGUUGACGAAGCCACUAAUUUGUAUAAACUCACAUUCCCAAUUCCAGUAGCUCCAGGCUCUUCAGUUCAAUUCAAAGCUCGUUAUAUAUAUCUUUCAGCCAUCCAACCACUCCCAGCUAAAAUUGAAAUGGCUGAAACUCAAAAUUUACUUUUGAAACUUAAUAAGUUUGUUUAUUCCCCAUAUGUUACCUUGGAAUAUAGUAUGAUCUUUACUGGUAUUACAAAGGGCCAAGAAAUGGAAUUACUUACUUUUACCACUGAAGAUAUCAAAGUAACUGAAAACACUCCAACCAUUAAACCUAGAGUGGAAAACAAAGCUUUGGUUUAUGGACCAGUUUUGGAAAAGCUUGACGCAUACACUGUUGAACCAAUGGGCUUAUUAUAUGAACACAACAGACCUUUAGCCAAGGUGAACUCCUUGGAAAGAUCGUUAUGGAUUCCUGCUUCCAAUGCUGAAAAGGUAUCAUUUGAAGAAUACUAUGAAUUAACUAAUGAUGCUGCACAAUUGUCUUCUGGAUUCCUGAGAAUUGAUUGGAUGAGAGGUCAUUAUGAUUCUACUCGUAAUCACUGGGCUAUUUCUCAAUUGGAUAUUAAACUCCCUGAAGAUAUUCCAGAAGGAAUUUAUUAUACCGAUAAAGUUGGUCAAGUUUCUACUUCAAAGAUUUAUCUGGACCAUUUAAUUUUAACCCCAAGAUUCCCAAUCUUUGGUGGAUGGAAUUAUAACUUUACCAUUGGAUGGUACUCUCCAGUUGCUCAACAUGUUCAUAAGAUUGCUAACACCGAUGAUACAUACAUUGUUAAAUUCCCAUUAUUGAAUUCUAUUGAUGAUAUUACUUACGAUAAAGUUGAUGUCAACUUCUAUUUACCAGAAAAUGCUGAAUUUAUUGGUGUUUCUUCUGCUAUUGACUACGAUCUGAUUACUAUUGGUGAAGAGUUAUCAUAUUUGGAUGUUUCUAGUGGUCAUGUUAAGAUUUCUUUACAUUUCAAAGAUUUGAUUGAUGACUUAUCUAAGGUUGAUUUGUAUGUUCAAUAUAAAUACACUCAAAGCAGUUAUUGGUGGAAGGUAUUCAAAAUUUCAGGCUUCGUAUUCACUGGAUUGAUGAGUUUUUACCUUUUAAGUUUAAUCGAUGUCUCCAUUGAAAAGAAAUGAUCCCUUUAUAGAAGAACCAAUUAAAUAUAAA
[Candida] anglica is the source of this 1534-nucleotide messenger RNA. Lineage: Eukaryota; Fungi; Ascomycota; Pichiomycetes; Serinales; Debaryomycetaceae. The record is from the annotation of a GenBank genome assembly.